AUGCUGUCAACGCAUUUCGUGAAGACCACUCGGGCAUUACCUGUUCAUCGCCAGCGAGUCUCUAGAUGCACUUAUUCUACAAAACCUCCGACCAGUGAGCUUCCUCAACCUCGCCUGGAUUAUCGCAGCAUUUCCGAAAACGUGACUUCCAAAUCACUGAAUGCUUUGAACCGGAAAGCUGCUAUUCCCAAUGAUGCCGUAUCUUCUGUCGCAAGGGCCUACAGUGAACUGAAGCGGAUAUCGAGUGAGCUGAACAGUAAACGGAACGCACGUUCGGCUGUAGGAGAACGAGUGAGGCGCAGCUCCGAUAGUGCUGAGAAGGAGGCUGCGUUGAAUGAGGCCGCAAAUCUCAAGAAAGAGGUGAAGGACCUGGAGGCGGCGCUCGAGACGGUAGAGCAAGAAUGUCUACUCUCCGCCCUUUCACUUCCAAACGACACACAUCCCAGUGUUCCUCUGGGCCCAGAAUCUGCCGCGACCGUCCUUUCGACUCAUGGGCCCCCUGUCUUGCCCUCCAAUCCGAAAAGGGAUCAUGUAACUGUCUGUGACCAUUUUGGGCUCCUUGAUCUUAAGAGUGCCUCAGUGGUUUCAGGAACUUCGUGGUACUAUCUUCGUCAUGAAGCUGCCCUUCUGGAGCUUGCCCUGACAAAUUAUGCUAUGAGCAUUGCUGUGCAACAUGGUUUUACCCCUAUGAUGACUCCGGAUGUUGUCCGUUCUGAUAUCGCCGUUAGAUGCGGAUUUCAGCCAAGAGAUGACUCCAACCCUCCAGUAUCUCACAUGUACCACAUAUCACCCACCAAUCCCUCGUCUCCGGAACUUGUUUUAGCUGGAACUUCCGAAAUUCCGUUGGCAGGCACAUUUGCCAACAAAGUCUACUCUUCACUGAGUCUACCUCUUAAAAUUGUAGGCCUUGGCCACGCCUUCCGUUCAGAGGCCGGUGCUCGAUCGGCUGACACUCGUGGCUUAUAUCGCGUACAUCAAUUUACUAAAGUUGAACUGUUCUCCGUCACAACAGAUGAUGCCAGUGAAAACAUGAUGGAAGAGAUGUUGUCCAUACAAAAGCAAAUACUCCAAGGGCUCAAUUUAUCUUUCAAGGUUCUUGACAUGCCUACAGAAGAAUUAGGUGCUAGCGCAUAUCGGAAAUAUGAUAUUGAAGCGUGGAUGCCUGGACGCGGUUCAUGGGGAGAAGUAUCAUCAUUGUCAAAUUGCACCGAUUAUCAAUCUCGCCGACUACACAUUCGCUAUCGCCCUCAAGGAGGCGUUACUGACACGCCAUUACCGCGCCUUCCUUUUGCGCAUACAUUAAAUGGCACUGCGGCGGCGAUACCCCGAUUAAUUGUUGCUCUCAUUGAAAACGGCGUGCAAUUCAACGACAAAGAAGAGAUUACAGGAAUACGACUUCCUCACGCGCUUAGGCCGUUCUGGAUCAAGAGUGGGGUGAGAGAUAUCAUACGAUGGGACGACACUGAUUAA
Molecule: messenger RNA, 1470 nt
Organism: Psilocybe cubensis
Lineage: Eukaryota; Fungi; Basidiomycota; Agaricomycetes; Agaricales; Agrocybaceae
Exons: 3
Coding region: 1-1470 (489 amino acids)
Biological process (GO): mitochondrial seryl-tRNA aminoacylation
Cellular component (GO): mitochondrion
Molecular function (GO): serine-tRNA ligase activity; tRNA binding; ATP binding
Source: RefSeq, a predicted model, not a curated record